Molecule: messenger RNA, 744 nt
Organism: Tetrapisispora phaffii CBS 4417
Lineage: Eukaryota; Fungi; Ascomycota; Saccharomycetes; Saccharomycetales; Saccharomycetaceae
Gene: HRI1
Product: Hri1p
Exons: 1
Coding region: 1-744 (247 amino acids)
Source: RefSeq, a predicted model, not a curated record
AUGCCUAGUCUACUAAAGAGAGUUCUAUUCCAAGUUGGCGAUGCCAUGAACGAAAGAACCAUCACUUACUCAUCGGUCUCAAAUGAUGGUCAUUGUAUUUCUAUUAGACCAUUCACCAAGCCAACAGGUGAAAAAGAAGAGAAAUUUCCAAUUGAAUGGGCAUUCGCUUGCACCAAUAAAGAUGUCAAAGUCACUAAACUAUCUGAAACUAGUAUGAAGCAAGAUUUUGAUUUCUUGCUGGAUACCAAUCGUUACUUAGCUGGUGAACAUGAAAAGUCCGGUGAUAUCGUAGAAACUCAGUGGGAUACUUGGGAAUCUGGGUUGAUCCUGGAACACGGUGUUGUUUAUCCACAUGGUAAGGACAAAGAAGGUGUUGCAUUUAAAGAAUUAUGGCAGCCACUUGACUGUUCCAUUGCCGAAGAAACUAUUCUAGCUUCUAGUGAACGUAACGAUGUAUCUAGAUCAAUUGUUCUAAGAACUGAAAAAUCCGAAAAAUGGGAUGGUCUAAUUAUUGUUACUGGUAGAUAUGUUCAAGGUAUUUUACUGGACAAGACUAAGAGUGACGUUACCGGUAUAAGUAUCUUAAGAUUAGUCGAAACUGGUGCCAUGGACUCAUUUUCCCCACUUGUUGUCCAAGGUGAAAACACCCACAAAUUCCCAAAAACUUACGGGAAAUUAGAAUUAGAAGAUGUCAUCAAAUUAGGUGGUAUCGGUUGGGAGGUCAUUGAAUGUCACAACCAAUAG